Messenger RNA from Erigeron canadensis, 2232 nucleotides. RefSeq names its product F-box/FBD/LRR-repeat protein At1g13570-like. NCBI's taxonomy places the organism in Eukaryota, Viridiplantae, Streptophyta, Magnoliopsida, Asterales, Asteraceae. The transcript has 8 exons. Bases 1 to 2232 code for a protein of 743 amino acids. The record is from RefSeq and is a predicted model, not a curated record. Gene Ontology annotation, molecular function: protein binding.
AUGGAUGAGAAUCAACUUUCUAUUCUGGACCAAACAAUUGGUGUAGCAAGUCAAAGGAAACAUCUGACAAAGAUGUUUAAAUUUUUUCACGCUAUAUACCAAGUUAUGUUACUACACCAAGGUCCAAUAUAUGAAUUCACCCUUACCAUGGACAUGGAUAACACCUGCUUUGAAAUUGAUCACAUAAUAGUGUAUUUGUCAAGGAGCAAUACUCUCAAGAAGUGCCAUCUUAGCUUUGGGCCUCCUAUUAAGUAUAGGUUACCGUUGUCUUUUUUUUCGUUGCAUAAGUUAACAGACCUAUAUAUUAAGUGGUGUUGUCUUGACCACCAACCAACAUUUUGUGGAUUUGGUCGCCUCACAAGCUUAUACAUGAUGAAUGUGGACAUCUCUACAAAAUCUCUUUUACAUCUGGUAUCUAGUUGUCCAUUACUUAACAAACUCGGUCUAGAAUGUAAUAUUAUCAGUAAUGAACGUUCCACUAUCAAUGAGCUAUUCCUGGUUUUACCACUGAUUGAAGAUCUGUCUACCUGGCAUUGGAUUGCCCAGUGUUUUUCUCAAGACGGAGUUCCAAAAGUGAUCCCAACCACAUUAGUCCACCUCAAAUACUUCUCUUUAUUUGAUAUGUGUUUCAGUGACGAAAAUAAGUUAUCCAUUUUUGGUCAUGUAAUAAGAAGCUCCCCAAACUUGGAAAAACUUUCAGUAAUGAUGUUGCACUAUCCAUUUCCUGAGAAUUUUGUGACCGACUCCAUUACACUUGAAGAUUAUUCGGAUAUUUGGUUGGAACGUCUCAAUGAGUUUGAGAUUGUUGAUUUUAUAAACUUGGAGCUUGAAAUGGAGUUUGUGAAGCUGAUCUUGGCCAAGUCACCUGUGCUGAAGAAGGUGAGAAUAACCCUUGAUGAUGAAGUUACCAAGGAGGAAGAGAUGUUUAUAUUAAGAAUUCUUUUACGCUGCCCAAAUGUAUCACCAGUUGUAGAAAUCAUUGUUGAGCGCUUCCCUAUGGGUAAAACUGAAUAUCAAUCCAACAAAGACACCCUGAGAUGGAAGCUAAAUGUUUUGGCUAAAGAUAGAAUCAGCACCCUCCCUCAGAACAUAAUAGAAACAAUCUUAUGUGAUCUACAUAUAAGAGAUGCAGUAAGGACUAGUGUUCUCUCAAAGAAUUGGAGGUACAGUUGGACCCGAAUUCCUAAACUUGUGUUUGUGGAGGAUACGUUUGAUAAAAUAACUGGUAAAGAUCAACUGUCUGUUAUGGAGCAAGAGCUUCAAUUGGAAGGCCUAGGAAAAUGGAGGCUUGAGACAUGUAAAUUUCUCUAUACUAUAUAUCAAGUUCUGUUAUUGCACCAGGGUCCAAUACUUCAGCUCACCCUUGACAUGCACGCAAGUGAAUACGUACUUGAAAUUGAUCAAAUAAUACUACAUUUGUCAAGGAAAAAUACUGUCACUGAAUUGAAGCUUCAAUUUGAUAGCAAUGGCGACUUGUAUAUCUUACCUCUAUCUAUCUACUCAUUGCAUCAAUUAACCAACCUACACCUCGAUGGUUGUAAAAUUCUCCAUCCACUGACAUUCAGUGGAUUUGGUAGCCUUACAACCUUAUACUUGGAUGAUGUAAGAAUACGUGCAAAAACACUUCUACAUCUUUUAUCCAAAUCUCCGUUACUUAAGAGAGUGACUCUGCUAUAUGAUCUUUACGAUAAUGACUACGUCCCUGUCCCCUUUAUCGAGCUAUUCGAGUGUUUACCGUUGAUUGAACAUCUGACAACUUCUGUGGCAUUGUUUGACCUGUGUUUAAAUAAAGAUGCAGCUCCACAAAAGCUUCCAACCUCAUUAGUCCACCUCAGAUACAUGUGUUUAGAAGAUAUACGUAUUCCUGGCCAUAAUGGGUUAUCGUGUCUUGCUCUCUUAAUCAAACCCUCCCCAAACUUGGAGAAAAUUAAUCUUCGGAAUCCGCAGAUGUAUAGAGGGGAGCAGUAUAUUGAUGGAAACCCCAUUACACUGGAAGAUUAUUCUGAUAUAUGGCUAGAGCAUCUGUAUGAAUUGAAUAUUAUAUAUUUUGCCAACCUGAAAACUGAGUUGGAGUUUUUGAAGCUAAUCUUGGUCAAGUCACCUGUGUUAAAGAAGGCGAGAAUAGUCCUCGACAAAGAGGUUACAAAGGAUGAAGAGAAUCAGUUAUUAAGAAAUCUCUUACGCGCCCCAAGAGUAUCACCCAUUGUAGAAAUCAUUGUUGAGCGUCGUUAG